Planococcus citri (citrus mealybug) is the source of this 724-nucleotide messenger RNA. RefSeq lists its product as uncharacterized. Lineage: Eukaryota; Metazoa; Arthropoda; Insecta; Hemiptera; Pseudococcidae. The record is from RefSeq and is a predicted model, not a curated record. The transcript is spliced from 4 exons. The coding region runs from base 65 to 724 and encodes 219 amino acids.
AAAUUAUAAUAAUUGGUACCUAAUCGCUUCCUAAUUUGGUAUUUUUUUUUUUUGUUUUUUAGAGAUGUUUUGGAAAAUUGUUUUAUUGAUUAUUCCCAUAUUGAUGCUUACAAAUUCACAUUCACACCCUGUGAAUUUGUAUGAUGAAGACAUCGAAGGAAAUGCCACCGAUACUUCUUUAAUCGACUCAGACGAUUAUGAUUAUCCAGAGACUAGCACCGCCGAUUCCAUUAUUAUGACUACCACGAUAAAACUGAAUCGUUUAGAGACCAAUACCACAGAUGUGAGUUUUAAAACCAUCGAGAGUGAUGCUUUCAUGAGUUUGACUUCCGAUGUUAGUGAUGAAAUCACCCAUUCCGAGGAUGAUGAUUCUGCGAGUACGACAACAGUUACACUACCAAAAGCAAAAAAUCUCAACAAAAGCGCGAAUUCUCUUGAUACUGGUGUAAUCAAGCCUAUAAAUGAUGCUGAUUUUACGAAUGCAGCAGUAGCUCACCAAACAAUGUCUGGAAAUCAAAAUAAAACAAUAUUGUUUCGAACGUUAGUUUACGAUGGUUCCUUGAUCGUGGAGAAAUUACAGCACAUAAAAAUUGCUCAAAAAAUUCCGCUGUUCUUUCGUCUAGCUUUGAACAGCGUUCAAAUUAUGGAUGACUCAUAUGUAAUAAAGCCACCGGCUCAGAACGAAGAAUUCACGACGACCGAUUCUAACUCGAAUGUAUUUUGA